This is a messenger RNA of Klebsormidium nitens, 2698 nucleotides long. The record is from the annotation of a GenBank genome assembly. Lineage: Eukaryota; Viridiplantae; Streptophyta; Klebsormidiophyceae; Klebsormidiales; Klebsormidiaceae.
ACUGUGACUGGGUAAUAGGUAUCUACUUGGUUUUGUAUUUAACCUGUAGGUAUUACUUUUGAGGGGAUUCAAUAUUCUUUUCAGCACCAAUCUCGUCAUCAUGGGGGACACGGCGCCAGUGGAUGCAUCUUCGCAGCAUGCGGGGUUGCUCAGCAAAGUCAUGACACUUGUGCGGAGACGGCCCUACCUUCUCCUUUCCAUCCUUGUCCUCACGCCCCCGUUUUGGACGCUGGUAUUCUUUCUCAUGCCCGUGAUCGUCGCAGGGGUAGUUCUGGUAGCCGGCUUCGUUUUUGUUGAUCAGGCAAGCCAAAAGCAAGCUACAAAAGAGGAGGGUAUCAAAACAUCUGAUGCGAAUGGGGGGCCCCAGGAAUCCACACUGGCAAACGGACCUGCUUCCAAGGACAGCGAUACAUCCAGGCCGGUGCCAGAAGUUGCAAGAUUUGAUCAAAGUGCCGAUGCUUCGCUAACAUCAGCGGCGGCGGAUCAGAAGCCUGCGCAUGCAACCACCACCUCCCCAUCAAGUGUGAAGUCAGCAGGCGAAUCCAAGCAAAGCAUCCCGCCCGUUCCAGAUCAAAAGCCUGCCGCAGAUCCGAUCAACCAAGGAUUGCCUGCGGCAGGCCCCAAGGCAAUUGAGGUCCAAAACCCUAGCGUGCCAGCUCCGAUGACUGGUCCGGCAAUGCUGGCUAGGGCGGCUGCUCUUAGGAAGAGCAAACUAGAAGCUGCUUCAAGGAGCUCUGGGGAGACUCUCUUCCUGUACGGCUCUCAGACGGGCAAUGCCAUGGAAGUCGCCAAGAGUUUGAAUGCUGAGGCGGCGACACAUGGCAUCGCCAGCCGCGUCCUGGCCCUUGACGAGAAGCCCCUCCACAAGAUCCCUGGUACCACCAAGGCCGCCGUCUUCGUCGUGAGCAGCACUGGAGACGGUGACCCCCCUGAAAACUGCGAGCGCUUCCACAACGCCCUCAAGAGGCGGACGCACGCAGCAGAUCUGCUUGCGGGGGUGCAAUUUACAGUGCUCGGGUUGGGGGACUCGAACUACACGACAUACAUGGGGGUUCCGAGGGUAUUCACAUCGCGGCUGCCGGAAUUGGGCGCGAAGCGGUUCUACAAGAACUGCGAGGCGGAUGAGGUGGAUGGGCUUGAGGACGUCAUCGACAAGUGGAAGGAGGGUCUCUGGGACGCACUCAAGGCCGCAGUAUCCGAGGGCGCCAACCCCCCCUCCGUUGCCCCCCUCCCCAAUGGAACCGCCAACCCCCCCCCAGCAAGCAAAGAGAGCAAGCUGGUCGGAGUGCCCCCCCUGCAAAAGAGCCGCAUCAAACUCAUCUGGCAAGGGGCAGAGACCAUCAGAACACAUGGGAAGCUGUCGUCAGCAACAAACGGAACAGUGACGUCAUUGGAGAACGGGAAUCCGACGAUUGAAUACAGUGCGGCGCACCCGUUCAGUGCAGAGGUAACGGCGGCCGAGUACAUGACUGCGAGCUGGUCGGACCGGCGCGUAAUUCACCUAGAGGUGGACAUUGCGCGGACUGGCGCAAGCUACAAGCCCGGCGACUCUCUAGGCGUCCUCCCCGAGAACCGGCCCGAGCUCGUCGACGGUCUGCUGGAACGGCUGGGAGCUGAUGGGGGGCGAGUUUUCUCGGUCGCCGCUGUCGAUGACGUCGGCACGGGGCAAGGCGAUGGCAGUGCUGACGUGGCAGGAGGCGCGCGUCUGCUGGGCCACGUGGGGUGGCCGUGCACGCUGCGCGAGGCGCUCCUGCGGCACUGUGACGUCACAGCCGUCGCGCGGAAGGGGUUGCUCCGCGUCCUGGCCGAGUACUGCGCGGACUCGGCCGAGCGAACGGAACUGCUGAUGCUCUCGAGCCGGGGAGGGCGGGACGCCUAUAAGGUCCAGAUCCAGGAGGUGCGGCCCAGCCUGCUCGAGAUCCUCAAGAGGUUCCCGUCCUGCAAGCCAGACCUAGCGCACCUGCUCGACAGCUUGCCGCCCCUCGUCGCGCGAAUGUAUUCCGUCACGUGCAACGCAAACGACGCCCCGGGAAGAGUCCAAGUCGCGUUUAGCGUUGUUAAGGAGCAAACCGGUGACGGGCGAGUCUUCCACGGGGUUUGCACCUCCUGGUUAGAGCGGCGGUUAGGGCUUGACCCGAAGACGCAGCGCCAGUUCGUCGCUAACCCGUCCGCCCGUGUAAGCGUGCCCGUUUUCCUGAAGAGCGGGGGCGAUUUCCGGCUGCCGGAGGGCUUAACCGCGCCGCUGCUAAUGAUCGGUCCGGGGACGGGCGUUGCGCCGUUCAGGGGAUUUCUGCAGCAGCGAAGGGAACGGUUGCAGGCAGGGGGCGAAGCGGGGCCGGCGUGGCUCUUCUUUGGGUGCCGAAAGGAAGACGAGGACUUCUUGUACGAGAAGGAUCUGCGGAAGUUCGAGACGGACGGAACGCUGACCAAGCUGGUGACGGCGUUCUCGCGCGCGGGAGACGCAAAGGUGUACGUGCAGCACAAGCUGAGCGAGCAUGCCGAAAAGUUGGCGAGUUUGAUUCAGCACGGGAAAGCGCACGUCUUCAUUUGCGGGGACGGGGUCAACAUGGCCAGGGACGUCCAUGCGGCGCUUGUGAAGGUGCUGGUCGACGGUGCCCAGAUGGCGGAGGGAGACGCAACCGCGCUGCUCAAUAACAUGGUGAAAGAGAAGCGCUACGUGCGUGACAUCUGGUCUUGA